This is a messenger RNA of Poecile atricapillus (Black-capped chickadee), 2623 nucleotides long. RefSeq names its product GRAM domain containing 2B (gene GRAMD2B). The transcript has 14 exons. NCBI's taxonomy places the organism in Eukaryota, Metazoa, Chordata, Aves, Passeriformes, Paridae. Bases 88 to 1398 code for a protein of 436 amino acids. The record is from RefSeq and is a predicted model, not a curated record.
AGCACUUCCUAUAGCACUGGAAGGCUGUGAGUUCCAAGGCUCACUCUAGAAUUGAACUUACCUAAGUCUGCAGUUAGCUCCAUUAAAAUGCUGAAAAAAGGAAGCUCCUUGGAGGACUCCGUUUUUCUUUCUGAAAGUCACAACAGCUUCCGAAAAUCAAGUAAUGACACACCGGCCAGUCCUACAGAGAGUGUCGGAUCAGUAUUUUUAAGUUCAGAUGGAGAAAAUGGAACAGAUGAGAAAAGAAGGGCUGGAAAAUCACCCACUGUGUCGCUGCAGACCUCUACCAGUGAAAUGGAGUAUUUUGAUGACCGGAAAAAAGUUGAUGUUGCUAGGACCAAGAGCAGCACAGAUAGUCCAGUCCUGACAAUCAAGAGUGACUCCAAGAUUGAAAGGAAAAAACGUGCCUCAAAUCAGCUGAAGGCAAAUGCACACUUUCAUAAGCUGUUUCUAGACGUUCCCAUUGAUGAGCCUCUGAAACAAAGCUUUACCUGUGCUCUGCAGAAAGAAAUUCUGUACCAAGGAAAGUUAUUCAUUUCUGAAAACUGGAUUUGCUUCCAUUCCAAGGUUUUUGGCAAGGAUACUAAGAUUAGUAUACCUGUGCUGUCAGUGACACUUCUGAAGAAAACCAAAACUGCCCUUCUUGUGCCAAAUGCUCUGAUCAUAGCAACAAUGACAGAUAGGUACAUGUUUGUCUCACUGCUCUCCAGAGAUACGACCUACAAGCUAUUAAAAUCUAUCUGUAGACAUCUUGACGAUACAAGCAUGGGCAACAGUCCAAAUCCCUCUUCUGCAGAAAACAGCUUCAGGGCUGAUCGCCCUAGAACUCUGCCCCUGGAUUUCACUGAAGAUUAUUCUGAUCUGGAUGGAAUAGUGCAACAGCGAAGACAAGAGAUGGAAGAGUCCAGCAGCACAGGCUCACAGACACCAGAGCUGGAAUGCUUUCAAGAUUAUCACAUAGUUGAAACAGAGACUCACUUAAAAGUUUCCAAGCCUGAGGCCAAGUCUGUUCGUUCAGAUGCACAUAGUAAACGUGGGCCUGAUGGAAAAGCCCGAAACAGUCCUCGAAAUGGCCACUCUGAAGCCUUCAGGUUCCUCCACAAACUGAAGUCCCAGAAGCUCUUAUCUCUGAACCAUGUACUUGUAUUUUAUGCAAUUCUCGUUUGUGUUUUAAUACUUUCUACCUUCUACAUGAGAUAUAAAAUUAGCAUCCUGGAAGAACGCCUUAUGUCCAUGACAGCUUUUGAUUCACAUAUUAAGGAACAUCAAGUGCACCAAGAUUUAGGAUCUCACCUGCAAAUUAAUGCUGAUGCCUUUUGUGAUGAGUUAACUGCUAAUCUUAGAAAAUUGGAAAAGAUACAGAACAACUUACAAAAGCUACUUGAAGAUGGUGAAUGAAACAUCAAUGUUCUUGGACUGCUUCAGACCUCGUUCUUCUGUCUUGACAAACUGCUCCAAAGGAGCUCUGCUGGCCAGAGUUCAAGCUUCUUUAUUUUCAGUCCAAGCCAAGCUUGAUCUACUGUAAGGCUCAUGUCAUCAUGCAAAAAAGUCAGUUGAUUCUUCAGCAUGCAUCUAUAUAUUUUGAAAACAUAGAUGUAGAUCAAACCGUAUGUCUAUGUUCUAAAAAUGAGGGGAUUUUUCUUUAUUGCGUGUGAAUUAAUGGAUUUUAUAGCUUGCUUGAUUUUAGAGUUGCUUACACCAGUGCAAACCUGGUGCAUAUUCUUUUACCUCAACAUUUACUUUAUGCUUAUUGUCAUACAAAUACAAAUGUGAAGAUGUCAGUCAUCAUUCAUGUACUGAAGUUUUGUGUGAAUGAGCACAUAUCUGUUUUAGCUAUAAUUAUGGAUUGGUGCUGUGCUCUUCAUUUUUACUUACUUCUCUGCACCCUGACAUCCCAAAGAUCAGAAAACAGACACCUUUGUGUUUGGGGAUGCAAAGUCGUGAAUGUUUGAGGUCUGCUCAGUUCUCCAGUGCUGUAAAAAGGCUCAAUUCCACUUUCUGUGACACUGUAUCACCACUAAGGGUAAGGUCUGUUUCUACUGGCAUUCAGGUUCCAUUGAAGUCAAGCCUGUAAUCUGUAUGGACUUGCCAAUUUACAGUCAAGUUGCUUAUGAAUAGCAAUAUGGAUGUGACACACCUGCACAACUUAGAAAAAUUGCUUGUUUUCUGUCCACUCAUAUGGUCUCUGUCCUUUAAGUUAAUCAGUAUGAAGAUCCUCAGUCAACUUUCCUUGGAGUUGCAUGGGGUUUUGGUUGGCUGAGCAAGUGCAAUUUGGAGUCCAGUAAAUGGAAAUCUAGUCUUGGUAUGUGACUCCAGGGACUGGAUAUUUCCACAUAAUGAGAACUGGCAAAUUAAUGGUGCAGCAAUACAAACAAUCAGUAGAAUGAAUGAAAAAGUGGACACCUGCUUUAUUAUAUCACAUACUGUUUUUUUCCUGGAGUGCCUAAGAUGGGGAUUUUUAGCUUUCUGAUUCACCAAGCAGGCUCAUUAGUUUUUAAAAAGCAAUAUUUAGGAUAAUAACUACUAUCUGUGAAGUAACAGUAUUGUUUAUAAUAUGCUAUGCAUUUUAUAACCAUUUCUGUGAAAUGUACCUACUUUGUUUAAAUAAACUUUUUUAAAACAA